AUGUCGUCUCUUUCUGAAGAUGCGAAGCCCUUCUUACCGAGCGAAAGUGGCGAUUCCAGUUUCGACUUAGCCCCGGCUGAGAGAUCGAAACUGCGGCAAGACCGAUCGACUGAGUCCCGCUGGCGAAAGAGACUCUGGGUCAGCCAUGUUAUCUUCUUGGGAUUCAACGUUGCGUUCCUCAUCUACAAUAUCAGUGAUGUUGGGAAACACAUCGGGCCAGAGGCCGCAGUGCUCGAAAGAGCCUACUCACCGGCACAGAUGGCUAUUCGUUAUACAGUCAAGGAGGAAGCCCCUAUGUUGCCCGACAACGUGCUCACCGGUCCGCCCGGCCCUGAGGCUGAUAAGGCGUGGGAAGAACUUGAGAAACCAUUCAUGCUCAGGUUCUCCGAAGAUGAGAUGAACAGAAUGCAAAAGACCUCGCUCGCCCUCAAAGACGGAAGCGGGUAUAUCGGUUAUUUGGAGUCUUUCCACAUGUUGCAUUGUGUUAAGAGUGCUUGGAAGUCCCAAUACAUGGAUCACUAUGGCAGUGGACAUUCGACCAAGCCCGGUCAUCUAGCUCAUUGUCUCAACGUACUCAUCCAAGGUAUCAUGUGCAACGCAGACACAUCGAUCGGAACAUAUCAUUGGAAAGAAGGGGGGACUAUCAAGGGUAAGGAGAUGAUGGACAUUGAGGCUAACAGGACCGGACAUCGCCAAUGCACCGACUUUAGCAAGCUUCAAGCUUGGGCUACCAAGCGAACUCUUGACUUUGAUGUCCACGAUACUGACAAGUUUCUGCGUACCUUGAAGCCGGAACACUAG
Molecule: messenger RNA, 801 nt
Organism: Colletotrichum paranaense
Lineage: Eukaryota; Fungi; Ascomycota; Sordariomycetes; Glomerellales; Glomerellaceae
Exons: 4
Coding region: 1-801 (266 amino acids)
Biological process (GO): mycotoxin biosynthetic process
Source: RefSeq, a predicted model, not a curated record